Bombus terrestris (buff-tailed bumblebee) is the source of this 649-nucleotide messenger RNA. Its product is annotated as pupal cuticle protein C1B. The coding region runs from base 130 to 519 and encodes 129 amino acids. NCBI's taxonomy places the organism in Eukaryota, Metazoa, Arthropoda, Insecta, Hymenoptera, Apidae. The record is from RefSeq and is a predicted model, not a curated record. The transcript is spliced from 2 exons.
ACCUGAUUUCGCGUAACUCAUUCACCUAACCGAACCGGACUAUAUAAGAUUUCGGCUACCAAAGGAUCAACACGCACUUGCUUUCGUACAUUGUUAGCGAAUCGACCAAGGUUCUCUUUCAGACUCACAAUGUUCUCGAAGAUCGUAGUACUCGCUUGCAUUCUUGCCAUGAGCAACGCCGGUAUCUUGGCACCAACUGGACAAUAUACUCUGACCCCUGCAGCUUUAACGUCGACAUCGGACAAUAUCCUUCGCAGCUCGGGAAAUCUCGCACAAAUUGCGACCCAAUCGAAGACUGUUGCCACCCCAUUCUCCAGCACUAGCAGAUCCGACAUUCGCGUAACCAACCCGGCCAUCUAUGCUCACACUGCUCCAGUGGCAUACGCCGCAGCCCACGCACCUUUGGCAGCACCCUUGGCAGCACCCGUGAGCCCACUCCUUGGCGUCGCUUAUUCUCCAGCGGUGGCUGUUUCGCACAUGGCCUACAGCAGCCCCAUCGGUGUCUCUUACUCCUGGUAAUCGUUUCUCCUUCUGAGUUUCUUGGACCGUUGCUCUGACAAUCAUCUGGAAUAACUUUCAUCGCACUAUGUUUGUACUAAACGUUUCUUUUACUUUCUAUUUAUUAAAUACGACAUGUAUUGAAACAUAA